AUGCUUGCUUGCUACUGUCCAAAGUUGGAGACGGUCUCAUGGCGAGAUUACGCAGGUAAAAAGGUGAUUAGGUCGGAGGAGUUGACUGCGCAGGACUUGCUGAAGGGCGAUGACACGGACUUUGCUCGUGCUGAGGUUGCUAUAAUAUAUGCUGAGGGAGAUCGGAUACGCAAAUGUCGCACCUGUAGAAGUGCGUUUGAUCAAAAGUUCUUGGUGCCGCGGAUAUGGUGGACGACGACGGGCAAGCGGGCAAAUGGAUACUUUGGCUAUCAGGAUGUUCUUGAUGCGGAUGGGACGCGGACGGGCAGCAUGUCGUGGUUGAGGUUCAUGGUCAAGCGUGUCAGCAAAGUUCUCGAUCUCGACGACGAUAUGGAGAAGAUCCAGUAUCACUGGGUCAAGCUCAACGUCUUGACGAGAUGGUAUGCUGCGGAUAACCGCACCGAUAUCGUGCUCUUCGACCACCCCCAGUUCGCGCAGCUGACUAGGGAUUAUCUGUUGCGCGACAUCAACCCUCGCGAGCUGGGCGAUCCGUUCUGGAUGUAUCCCAGCAUGGUGGAGCAGAUCAUCCAGCUCCACGACGUGACGAUAUGGGAGACUCGCAACCUGCUCCGGGAUUUCGAGAAGCGGCGGGCGUUUUACCGCUUCAACCACGCGUACCUGCACGAGAUCCCGCGGCACAUGACGCACGUCAACGAGAUGGUGUACGUGAGCGAGGCCAUCCUCGCGAGCAUCCAGAAGCAGCACAACCACUUCCUCUCGACGGACAAGCUCAACGACUCGACGUCCAAGGACGCGCCGAACCUCGUCUUCCUCAACAUCCAGAACCGGCUGGAUUCCUUCCACAACAUGCUGACGAACCUGCGGCACCGCGCAGAGUCCAACAAGGCGCGCAUCCAGAACGAGCUGGCGCUGACGUACAACGACGCGAUGCGCGUCGACUCGUCGGCGAUGCGCGCGAUUUCGCUGAUUGGGCUGCUGUUCCUGCCGGCGGCGUUUGUGGCGGCGAUUUUCAGCACGUCGUUUUUCAAUUUCGAUGCGCCGACGGGGAUAUGGAAGCUCUCGAGCCAUUUCUGGAUAUACUGGGCGGUGGCGGUGCCGUUGACGGUGGUGACGGUUGUGUCGUGGUUUAAGGGGCCGCAGAUUAUGGAUAAGACUUUGCCUGGGUGGAGGAGGUGGGUUGAAUGAACGAGGAUUUUGCUUUUUGUGAUGCUGUUUUGUUUGUUUGUUUGUUCUGCGGAAGAGAUAUUUUUUUUUUUUGGUUUGUUUGGGAUGGGAUUGGAUAUGGUGUUUUCUUUUUAUGGAUAUAAUAUGAGUGGAUGGGUACUUUGGGUGUGAAAGCAUAGCCAUUUCAUGGAGAAAUGCAAUAUAAAGCUUUGGGUGGGGGAUAUAUAGAAGCAGGACGAGUUGAACUUGACGUCUGCUUGAUAGCACUAUAGCAUCUUGAUGCAGUUUGCUGAUGACUUAUGAUC
This is a messenger RNA of Trichoderma virens Gv29-8, 1469 nucleotides long. RefSeq lists its product as uncharacterized. The transcript has 4 exons. The coding region runs from base 1 to 1185 and encodes 394 amino acids. NCBI's taxonomy places the organism in Eukaryota, Fungi, Ascomycota, Sordariomycetes, Hypocreales, Hypocreaceae. The record is from RefSeq and is a predicted model, not a curated record.